CGUGCUUAUUCAUUCAUAACAAGAAAAAAUCAGCUGCAGGUGCAUCAUCUCACAUACCAUUGUGUAGACAUCUAUAGUCUGUAUAAAAGAUGAAGAACGACAGAAUUGGAUUAGUCAAUUCUGUUGAUAUUGAUGCCCAGCUUUCCCCGGACAAGACAAAACACUGUGACUGUCAUGUCUGCACAGCGAAAUGUUUAAGCAUAAUUUUCUUCUGUAUCGGUGUGGUUUUGAUGGGCACAAUGGGAAUCGCCCUGUACUUCAGUCUCCAUAAUGAAACCACAAAACUGGUGCCCACUGGUCCUUCAGUGGUGCCUGAUCCUCCCCGCUGUACCGACCAGUGUGUAAUAACAUUGGUGGAGAGUAUACCAGAGAAUUUGACGUACCCAGCAGGCUCCCCUUCUCAUCCCUCAACCUACUCCGCACUGAUGGACUUGAUGGAGAUGGCCACUACACAAAUAGAGAUUGCCUCCUUCUACUGGACUCUCAAUGGAUCAGACAUUGAUUACCAUGACAACUCAAGCUGGCAGGGGGAGAGUGUUUUGGAGACUUUAAUAGCAGCUGGUCGUGAUAGGAAGCUGAAGAUCAAGAUAGCACAGAACAAACCUGACAAUGGGUAUUACAACAAUACCCGGGACCUAGCAAAAUACGCUGGAGCUGAGGUGAGAUCCCUUGACUUUAAAAGUCUGAUGGGGAAUGGCAUUCUACACACCAAGAUGUGGCUUAUAGACCGAAGACAUUUCUAUGUGGGAAGUGCAAACCUUGAUUGGAGAUCCCUAACUCAGGUAAAGGAGAUGGGUGCACUGAUACGUGACUGUCCCUGUAUGGCAGAAGACAUGGGAAAACUUUUCGAUGUGUACUGGGACCUAGGUCUUCCAAGUGCUAAGAUCCCUGCCCAGUGGCCCACGUCUUAUGACACAAACAUCAACAACAAUCACACCAUGGACAUCAAGUUUAAUAAUACCGGAGUCGCUGCUACCACCUACAUAUCGAGUUCUCCUCCGCCAUUCUGCCCUGUUGGAAGGACUAUUGAUGUAGAUGCCAUUGUUGACAUCAUCAGUGUGGCUGAGGAAUUUGUUUACGUCGCAGUCAUGGACUACUUCCCUACGACACAGUUCACUAAACCUCGAUUUUACUGGCCAGUGAUUGAUGAUGCCUUUAGACGAGCAGCGUUUAACCGUCGAGUAAAAGUUCACUUAUUGAUCAGUUACUGGCAACACACUUGGGAUGACAUGAAGAUCUAUUUGAGAUCUCUGAAUGACCUUUGGUUUAAAUCUUACCCUGAGGUGGACAUAACUGUGAAAAUGUUUGAAGUGCCAGCGUUCACUGAUGCCCAGAAAAAGAUUCCAUAUGGGCGUGUUAACCACAACAAAUAUAUGGUCACAGACAAAACAGCUUAUAUAGGAACAUCCAACUGGUCUGCAGAUUACUUUAUCAACACUGGUGGGAUUGGUCUAGUUAUAAACCAGAAGAGGACUGCCACCUCACCUACUGAGGGUGAUGUACGACAACAACUAGAGGAUGUAUUUCUCAGAGACUGGAACUCCAAAUAUGCUUGGGACUUAAACAACUUUAACUUCACAUCGGUGGACAGACAUACGGAGCUGUGAUUGUAUGUCAUGUUAGUGUGCUCUGUACAAGGCUGAACUCUCAAAGUUUUAAUGCUAUUAGUGCUUGGAGUUUUAUUUGUGCCAUAUAUCUGGGUUUGAUAAAAUCAUCAUUAUUCAGCUGAUUCUAUAUAUCUAAAAUAUGAAAAGAUUUGUAGAGCAAAGCUAACCAAGUGCUAAUUAAAGUUGAUAUAACUGGAUGCCCUCCAUCAUUUAGAUUGCACCAUGACAAUGUAUUUGUGAUAUACCGUAGUCCAUUUCUUGCCAUACAAACAUCAAUACAUGUAUAUAUAUUGCUCAUUCAGUCCAGUAGUCAUAUUCUAUUUCUGUGAUCUUCUCCAAGUUGUAUAAUGUAUAUGUUUGUUGUAAGAUGUGUGUUGUCAUAAUGGCAGCUAUAUUGUAACAACGGCUGAAUAUUCUACAUAUAUUUGUAUAUAUAAGAUGAUGUAACUGUCUCCCUAUAGUAAAAGUGAUUUAUUUAGAAUA
Messenger RNA from Pecten maximus, 2090 nucleotides. Its product is annotated as phospholipase D3-like. The transcript has 11 exons. Bases 90 to 1607 code for a protein of 505 amino acids. The record is from RefSeq and is a predicted model, not a curated record. Gene Ontology annotation, molecular function: catalytic activity. NCBI's taxonomy places the organism in Eukaryota, Metazoa, Mollusca, Bivalvia, Pectinida, Pectinidae.